AUGGCAAAUUUUCCCGAAUGGAACUCUGGCGAGAUCGUUGAGGAAGAUGUCGGCGAGUACCUGGACCCGCGCAGCGCUCUUGCAGCAAAGGUGCCACCCACGAUGCGCCGACAAGGGCGCGCUCCUCCUAAGAAGGACAUGACGCUUGCUGCGAGCCCUAAGGCAAUCGUCGGCUUUGUUCCGAUGGUGGAGUGCGACGUUUUAGAUGAUGAACUCGCUGGUAAGGGCCUUAGCGGUUUGCCUCUAGAGCUGUGCCUUGACAAUAGGCACUUGUCUAAGGCGUCGCCGCCCCAUCAUGCCGUGCCGCAUCCGAAGGGGCUGCCCACAUCAGCGAAGGAGUCAGAGGCGGCGCCGACGCGAUCAGCUAGGCGGCCAUUGGCCACGAAGGUUCCACCAUGCGCGGCGUCGACGACCGGCGUUUCUGCCGCUGCACCCCUGCAACUCUCUUCCGCAGUGAGAACGCCAAACGGAACUGGGGGGCCCAAUGUCCCGCCACAGAACACCGAUCCCAGCCACCCUCCUCCGUCAAAGUUGCGGUCGACGUCCGGCGCACAAAGCAGCGAAACGACGAUUCCGCUGCCUGCUGGUCGCCCGCACGGGAGCAAAUCUUCGAAGCUGAGCAAGCGUGUAUUUAGGGUCUCUUCGUCAGGGACGUUUGUGAGCAACACCGGCAGUGGCACCACCUCUGAGUGCGACAGCAGCAUCCGUGAAGCUUUUCUACCUCUCUCAGCCCCUGCAGGCAUGAGUCUGCCAGCCCUACAAAGUAAGGCUGCCCGUGCUAGGAAUGACACUCUGCGCAAGCCCUUCUCGGCUGAAGCGCCGGCGUCACUGCAGGCCAAAAUUCCAUCGCAUGCCUCGCUCUCUUCGAGGGCGUCGGGGGUACGCGGGCCGCUGCCAAUGCCGAAAGAUCGCGUAGUAUCGUGCGGCGUCGCUGCACCCGCUUCUUCUUCACGCGUGGCGAACCCAUAUUCAUCCUUGAAGGGACCUGUGAGCGGCAACUACGCCGUUCGUGCUUCGAGGGUUGCACCGAGCAUGGCUGCUCCUGCUUCCACGGGCCCCACGAGGAGCAGCACGACAGCGAUGAGUGAGACACGCGCGACGCACUCCGCCAGCAUAACGCGGAGCACCUCCGUGCGACGCGCCGUGCUGAAUCUCAAGAGCGACCCCGAUCCAUCGAGUGGUGACUAUGCGUACGGCGGCUUCUUUUUAUGUGAAAGAACAGUCGAGCAUCAGUGCACGGACUCUCUCGCCGGAACACAGGUGCUCACCACUGCCUCCAGCACUGCCUCGUCCACCGACUACUCGGCACUGCGAGGGAUGUACGACUUGUACGCGCACGAGCCGGGCAAGACGGGGUCUUCGAUAGCGGCGCCGCACAUCGGCUUUGGUCUAGCGUCCGUGAUGGAUGAGCUGCGCGACACCACCGCUCGCCUACCUCCCCUGUCCGCCUUUAGCGGCCAACGGUCCAAUGCCAUGACGUCGGCAUCACCACAGCGCCCUCGACCCCAGCGGCACUCGGUGUCUGCCUGCACCAUGGCUUCCCGCACGCACUCCUUUUCUUGCCAGGGACCCGUUACCAAACCUGCGAUGACCGGCACAAAGGCACCGUCGGCGGCUUCCGCCCUCGCCGAGGGGAAUGAGGACGAAACGGUCAAGGAAGAGAAGGGGGAGAAUGACGUGAUCGUCAGCAGCAACUUCCAGAGCGCCGACAAGCACCGCAAGUCUGUACCGCACAAAAAGCAGGCGGUGCGUCGACGGGGCACGGAUUUCGACAAGAUUUGA
Molecule: messenger RNA, 1782 nt
Organism: Leishmania mexicana MHOM/GT/2001/U1103
Lineage: Eukaryota; Euglenozoa; Kinetoplastea; Trypanosomatida; Trypanosomatidae
Exons: 1
Coding region: 1-1782 (593 amino acids)
Source: RefSeq, a predicted model, not a curated record